GCGACGCACACCACAUAGACACUAGAGUAAGAGAGGGAGGGAUGACGGGCGGCGGUGGAAAGAAGACCAAGAGGCGGCUGGAGCAGCUGCCGUUGGAAAUCCUAGAAUCCAUCAUGACUUGGCUCGAUGUGGCUUCGAUCUGCUCCCUGGCUUGUACAUGCAAGACCUUGGAAUCCUGCGCCUCCAAUGUCUUAACGUUCCUCGAUAAAUUCCAUUUCCCUGAUCACAUUGCGCCUACGAUAGAGUUGUUGGAGCGCUUGUUGCCGCUAAAUCCUAAUUUAAGGAGCUUGAAGGUGGAUUGUGAAGAGUUGGAUUGCUCCAAUGUUGAUCUUAUAAUUAAGCCAUCUUUGCAAGAGAUUUGCCUACGAAACUGUUUUCGGUUUGAUGGGAUGCUGUUGUAUAAGAUUGGAAAUCAAUGCAAGGAUCUUAGGUCACUCUACGUGGCAUCGGUGGCUGACCGAAGAGGAAUGAAGAUUCUUGUGACUGAUCUGGAGGAAAUCCUCAAUAAUUGCACUCAGUUAGAAGAACUUGUGCUGAUGAUUAGUUUAUCGGAAUUUGGCCCUCAGCUUUCUACUAAAAUUUGGGCUCCAGCUUCAGAUAAACUCACUUCGCUGGAGAUUGGUUCUAUUGAUUCAUGGGCGGUGGUUGAGACACUAAACUCAAAUGUGGGACAAGAAGGAUCCUCAUCCAACGUAUCAUGCAUUAAAAAACUGCGUCUCUCCGUAGACCUCAUCAGUGAUGCAUUGAUUGCUGCUAUAUCAAAUGCUUUGAUUUCCUUGACAGAUCUUGAUCUUCGAGAUGCUCCAUAUUCGCAACCUAUAAUUGAUUAUGACCUCGCAAACUCUGGUCUUCAACAAAUUGACCAAAUCGAUUAUGACCUGACAAAUGCUGGGCUUCGAACGCUUAAUUGUAACGGGGAACUUCGACGCCUCUCCAUAGUUCGUAUUCCAAAGUACAGGAAUUCCUCUUUCAUGGGAGUUAAUGAUGCUGGGUUAAUAUUUUUGGCUGAAAAGUGCAAAAAAUUGGAAAGCAUUUGUCUUGGUGGCUUUACUCAUAUUACAGAUGUGGGUUUUGAAAGAUUAUUCUGUUCGUGCCCUAAGCUAUACAAGUUUAGAGUGUUUGCAGGGAACUCUAAAUUUACUGGUCAGGCAUUCCGUGAUCUCUCUACAAGUUCCCUUUCUUUAACUCAUGUCAGCUUGAGAAAGUGUAGCUCUUUGACGAACAUAGCAAUUGUAAAUUUGGUAGAGAAGUCGGAUCUGCAAAUCCUCGACUUGAGAAGGUGUGAAAGAAUUGGGAAUACAGCACUUCGAGCUAUUGGUUCCCUUUCAAAGUUAAAGGUUUUACUACUGGAUGACACUAAUAUAACUGAUAAGGGAUUGUCAUUCUUAAGAGGGAGAGUGAUAAGUUCAUUGGUUUCAUUAUCCGUUAGAGGAUGUAAACAGCUUACGGGUAAAGGCAUCUCUAACCUAUUUGAAGGCUUGUCGAAAUUGGAGUUGCAAAGAUUGGAUAUGUCAGACAUUCCUGAACUCACUGAUGAUGGAGUUCUAUCAUUUGCAAAAUGUCAUUCUCCAAUUACUGUGCUCCGAAUCGGAGGGAGUUCACUCAUAACUGAUAUUUCAAUUGAAGCGCUAGCCCAUAGUGAUUUGCAAUUGUUGGAUCUCUAUCAUUGUGGUGGUAUUACAGAGCUAGCCUCUCAGUGGUUCGAAAAACCUUACUUUCCAAAGCUAAAAUCGUUGUGUUUUUCAGGAAGCAUUGGGGCAGAUUUGGCUAUAAAUAGACAAAAAUUAUAUGUGGGAUGGUGUGGCUGUGAGCAGAGAUCUAGCGCAUUGAAUCUUUCGGGCAAUUUGGACAGCAUUGAUUUUAGUGAUUUUGGUACUAAAGAUGAGGAAUAUUUGCUAUUCUAGGUGGAAGGGCUUCGAAGCGAUGAAUAUAUGACGGUGGGAACUCUGCUGCAGCCACUCCCCAACCGCCGAGCUGGUGCAGUAAUUUCUAGCACAGUUAUUUUUUAAUAAUUUAUAGUAUUUACAUUUCUUGCUGAUUAAGAAAAAAAAUAAAGAAGAUGCAAAUCUGGAUUAUGGAUUUGCUAAGAACUCAGAUAUUUCAUAUGGUUUCCUUGUUUAGUAAAUGCGGGGAGAGACCGCAAGACUUUCUUGUUUAGAAUUUUUAAUUAUCAUUUGUUAUGACUUUACAAGCGAAUA
Molecule: messenger RNA, 2198 nt
Organism: Tripterygium wilfordii
Lineage: Eukaryota; Viridiplantae; Streptophyta; Magnoliopsida; Celastrales; Celastraceae
Product: F-box/LRR-repeat protein 10-like
Exons: 4
Coding region: 42-1904 (620 amino acids)
Biological process (GO): SCF-dependent proteasomal ubiquitin-dependent protein catabolic process
Cellular component (GO): SCF ubiquitin ligase complex
Molecular function (GO): protein binding
Source: RefSeq, a predicted model, not a curated record